This is a messenger RNA of Patella vulgata (common limpet), 7827 nucleotides long. Its product is annotated as cAMP-dependent protein kinase regulatory subunit. Lineage: Eukaryota; Metazoa; Mollusca; Gastropoda; Patellidae. Gene Ontology annotation, cellular component: cAMP-dependent protein kinase complex. The transcript is spliced from 12 exons. The record is from RefSeq and is a predicted model, not a curated record. Gene Ontology annotation, molecular function: cAMP-dependent protein kinase regulator activity. Bases 236 to 1480 code for a protein of 414 amino acids. Gene Ontology annotation, biological process: regulation of protein phosphorylation.
GUUUGACAGUGAGUGUGUUAAGCAGUUCACUUUAGUAGGUUGCCAAUGAAGGUUUAGUUUAUUUUUGGACUUUCGAGGGCAAAAUUGUUAAUUCAAUUAUUAGAAGGCUGUCAAGAGUGUUUUCAAUGCGUUUUGGACAUUUUCAUCAGAAUUUAUAUAUUAUUGACAUAUCAAGCUUGGUUUAUGCUUCCCGCUGGUAUAAGCAACAUUUUGUUAGCAGAUAGCAAUUAUAAAUAUGGGGAAUAAUUUACAAAAACUAAAAAAUGCUGUUGUAGAAAGUACAACCGGUCAGGGACAAGGUGGUAAUUCUAGUGAAAACGACGAAACAAAUACUAAGAUUAAACCCGAAGAAAAAAUCCCUCGGGUUGAUGAAAAUAAGGAAGAAAUAGAUUCCAGUUCGACAAAAAAUAUAGACACUGCAAAACAGAGUGAAACACAACUCAUGGAUAAUACUGAUACUAAGAAAGGAGUUAACAAUGAAGAUGAAGUUCCACAAACUAGAUGCCAAGAGUUAAAGGAUCAAGUAAAAGAAAAACAUAAAUCUGCUACACCACCUAGUGAUGAAAGAGAAGAUGAUAUAUCGAUAACACCACCUCAUCCGCCAAUGAAAGCUCGUCCAAGACGAGGGGCCGUCAGUGCAGAAGUAUAUAAAGAAGAAGAUGCAGCCCAGUAUGUCAAAAAGGUUGUGCCUAAAGAUUAUAAGACAAUGGCAGCUCUAUCCAAGGCUAUAUCUAAGAAUGUUUUAUUUGCUCAUUUAGAUGAUAAUGAAAGGAGUGAUAUAUUUGAUGCCAUGUUCCCUGUCCAUAGACAUGCUGGAGAAGUUAUUAUACAGCAAGGUGAUGAAGGUGAUAAUUUUUAUGUGAUUGAUCAAGGAGAAGUAGAUAUAUAUGUAAAUGGUGAACAUGUAUCAACAAUAGGAGAAGGAGCAAGUUUUGGUGAAUUAGCUUUAAUUUAUGGUACACCUAGAGCAGCCACAGUAAAUGCCAAAAAUGAUGUUAAAUUAUGGGGUAUUGAUCGUGAUAGUUACAGAAGAAUUCUUAUGGGCAGCACAAUACGAAAACGAAAGAUGUAUGAAGAAUUCCUCACAAAAGUAUCUAUUUUGGAAAAUCUUGAUAAAUGGGAAAGGCUUACAGUAUCAGAUGCUUUAGAACCAGUCCAGUUUGAAGAAGGGCAAGUCAUAGUACAACAGGGUGAACCAGGAGAAGACUUUUUUAUUAUUUUAGAGGGAAGUGCUGCUGUGUUACAAAGAAGAUCAGAAAAUGAGGAACCGGUAGAAGUUGGAAGAUUAGGAACAUCAGACUAUUUUGGUGAAAUCGCCCUGUUAUUAGAUAGACCUAGAGCUGCUACAGUUGUUGCCAGAAGUCAAUUAAAAUGUGUUAAAUUAGAUCGAGCCCGCUUUGAACGAGUUUUAGGUCCAUGUGGAGAUAUUUUAAAGAGGAAUAUUUCUCAAUAUAAUAGCUAUGUAUCGUUGUCAGUGUGAAAGUGUUUCAGCUCAAACUUUGUUUUUUAACCAUCAGCUGCAAUAUUAACAAAUUGGGUGCCCAUUAGUUGAACUCUUAUCGUAAUGACUGCCUCAGUAUUCUCUUCGGGUUUACAAUUUAUUAUCUUGUAUAAAUGUAAAUGUCUGUCAUAUAAGAUUACAGGCCUUGUUUCAAAAUAAUCUACCCCACAAACAAAACCAGCUUACAAAACAAGAGAAGAACAGAUAGAGACAAAAAGUUGUUGUUGUUGUUAAAUCAUUGAAUUGAUGGGCAGUGUUGAUUAUUAUUAUUUGUUGAUGGAUAUAUUUACAAGUAGUUUAAUUAUAUAUGGUUGAUUUUAUAAAAUAAAUAAAUUAUUAAAACGACAGAGGGAGAGUAUUUUUUUUAAACUGGCAUACCCUUUUAGGUAGGCCUAUUAAAUUGCAAUGUCUUGAGAAUUGUGUUACAUGUAACGUAAUAUGUUAAAUCCACUGCUGCAAUAUUGUCAAUAUUCUCCAUUGUGAUUGUAACAGUUAAAUUGACAUCAGAAUAAUUACAACUUUACGACAUAAAACUUCACAGUGAUAUAGUAUGGAAUUAUAAUAGGAAUACAAUAUUUACUAGGCAUUAGAUCUGCUAUGUCUUUAUUUCCAGUCCAUACCAAGUAUGAAUCUCGAUUUUAUCACAUUCAAAGACUACUUUUCCGAACUUUCCUCCAUAUUGGAUUUGAUGUCCACAGUAGUGUAUUUGUGUAACUGUAUCUUCUAUUAGAUGUGUGCCAUAUUGUCCACAUCCUUAAUGUAUAAAAGGCCAUAAUCCGCAAUCAUAUUUUAUCUAAGAUGAAAAUUGACUAUCCAUAUCUUAUUCCUUUAUGAUAGAAUGUUGCACAAAAGAACUCAUUAUUCAUUGCAGUCAAUCUGAUUAAUACACAGAUCCUAUUUCGUUUCAUUUUUACAGUUCAAAAUUUCGUUUUACUUGUCUGUACUACACUAGGAUAUGGAAGAGUUGUUAUUUAACUUGUGUUCUGAAUGGUGUCAGGAAUAAGCCAAUGAAACGGUCUGUUACGGCGAGCUUUAGGCAUGUUUUUCACGGAACUGUGGGUAAUCCACUAGUAACAUCAAUGCUGUUUGGUUAAUCAAAUGUCUGACAUCAUAGGUCAAAAGCUGCUUGUAUGACCUCUGACACGACCUAUCGCUACAACGGGUCAGAUCUUCAUGUAGUGUAGGCCAUCGAAAGUAUAAAAAACGAAACGAAAUAUAGAUCUGUAUUUUAAUCAGAUUGACUCAUUAUUCAUUGCAGUCAAUUAAGGUUUCACAAGUCAUAUUUAAAAUAGCAUCGAAUAUAAUAACGAUCCAUUCAUAUAGAAUAAUUUGAACAGUGUAAUAUUUUAAUUUUACAUAAAGUGGACUAGGGUUGCAUGUAAAUUUCACAUAAAGUACAGAACAGUGUAGUGCAUGUAAUCCAAUUAGUUUUUUUUACAUAAAGUGGACUAGGGUUGCAUGUAAAUUUCACAUAAAGUAGAGAACAGUGUAGUGCAUGUAAUCCAAUUAGGUUUUUUACUUAUUUAAAGAUACAUUAGGUAAGAUAAGAUACAGAGCUGACAGUUCUAAAUAGUUAAAAAAAAUAGAUAAUGAAAACAGAAUGUGCAGGAAAUUUCAGUCAAAUUGCUUUACUCUGAACCAAGAUAUUAGCGAUUCACUUUUAGGCUAGUCUCGAACGUCAUUACGAUAAUAAACAAAGUCUUGGUUAUGCAUUUUUAACGUUAAAUCAUCCGUCAUAAAAGGUAUUCAAAUCCACUAAAUAUUGCAGGCUAACAUGGCAUCGAGGGUUGAUUUUGGUCUUAAUAAGCUAAUUAAUGUUUAAUUAAUAAUUAAUAUAACAUUUAAGGCCUAAAGAAAGACCUGCAAUAGGCAGAUUUUGAUAACAUUUAAGGCCUAAAGAAAGACCUGCAAAAAGCAGAUUUAGCUCUUGCAUAAUGCAUCUUUAAGUUUAGGCUACUUUAUUAAAUUUGAUCUUUUGUCGACAAACUGUAUCACUACUCAAAGAAAAUUGCCAAAGUUUAUAUUAUAUAAUACUAUGUUUUAUAUACGUGUAUGAUGAUGUUAUUAUUCUGACUUUGAUACCCUAAUAAUAACUUACACAUGAUUUGUAUGAUGACCAACAUAUGUCAGCACUGAAUAUAUUUUAGCACAUUAUUGUUUUCUUUUGUAAUAUAUGUGAAAUAUUUGAGUAAGGUUUACAUGCCUGCAGUCCAUUAAUGAUAAUGUACUGUAAAGCAAGAUAAUUACCGUGAUUAGUCCAGUUGUAUCAGUGUUGUAUUCUUUAAUUGUGAAAGUCAUUUUGUAUCAAAAUAAGGUGGCCAUUUUGACAUGCUCACAGGGGUUGUAACUCAAGUUGAAAAUUCAUUCUGAUAUUUGAACGUGAAAUGUAAUGCUAGGGACAUUCUCCUCAUUGAUUGGGGCGUGGGGGGACGGAUGGCUAAAUGGUUAGCAUGUGCGCGCUGUAGCAUAAGGUCUGUCAUUGAGUCAACUGGCAGGGUUUCGAUUCCCCAGUUGUACGUGACAAGGAGUAGGGGGUCACCUGUCUAACCUCAUGGGUUUUCUUCGGGUCCUCCGGUUUCCUUCCACUGCUAAAGACUUUACGCACAAGUGAAUUAUUGAAAUAAAAUUGAACCAUGUGUUAGUCCCAAAAUGACCUAGUUUGUGUCAGUGGAUUUCUCUCUCUCUUCAUAGAUGUACAAUUUUCUUGCUCUACAGUAUAUUUAAAUAAAUAUUUUCAUAUCUUCAACUUCAGUCAUUGAAUCUUCAACAGUUCUGUCAAACGUUGAGAAACUGUAUAAACUAUAACAUACAUGUAUAAUAUGAUACAAUAUUGAACCCAACAGUAUAUUGAAGCCUGUAAAAAUACCAAUUUAAUAGCUCUCUGGAUUUCAAUUAUUUUUUAGUUAAAUGUUGACAAUUUGAUACGUCCAUAAAUGAUACAAUGUGGCAAUAGUUUACAUAUUAAGAAACAUGACAUUGUUCAUGUUAAAAUAUUGAUUUUUUAUACGCCCACAUUGAAAUGUGGUCGUAUAUUGUCGUCGCCUCCGUCCGUCCGUCCGUCCGUCGUCCACAAUUGCUUGUGGACGCUCUAGAGGCUAAAUUUAAUAUCUGAUUGACUUUAAAUUUAUACACAGCGUUUAAGGUCUUGAGACGAGAAGCCUAUUGAUUUUCAGCGAUUUCCGAUAAUUACUGCCAGAGUUAUGGCCCUUGAUCACUUUGAAAAAUCUUGUGGACGCUCUAGAGGCCAAAGUUAAUAUCCAAUUGACCUUAAAUUUAUACACAGUGUUUGAGGUCAUGAGACGAAGAAGCCUAUUGAUUUUCAACGAUUUCCGAUAAUUACUGCCAGAGUUAUGGCUCUUGAUCACUUCAAAAAAUCUUGUGGAAGCUCUAAAGGCCAAAGUUAAUAUCCGAUUGACUUUAAAUUUAUACACAGUGUUUAAGGUCAUGAGACGAAGAAGCCUAUUGAUUUUCAGCGAUUUUCGAUAAUUACUGCCAGAGUUAUGGCCCUUGAUCACUUCAAAAAAUCUUGUGGAUGCUCUAAUGGCCAAAGUUAAUAUCCGAUUGACGUUAAAUUUAUACACAAUGUUUAAGGUCAUGAGACGAAGAAACUUAUUGAUUUUCAACGAUUUCCGAUAAUUACUGCCAAAGUUAUGGCCCUUGAUCACUUCAAAAAAUCUUGUGGAUGUUCUAGAGGCUAAAGUUAACAUCCGAUUGACAUUAAAUUUAUACAGUGUUUAAGGUCAUAAGAUGAUGAAGCCUAUUGGUUUUCAGCGAUUUCUGAUAAUUACUGCCAGAGUUAUGGCCCUUGAUCACUCUGAAAAAUCUUGUGGAUGCUCUAGAAGCGAAAGUUAAUAUUCGAUUGACUUUAAAUUUAUACACAGUGUUUAAGGUCAUGAGACGAAGAAGCCUAUUGAUUUUCAGCGAUUUCCAAUAUUUGCUGCCAGAGUUAUGGCCCUUGAUCACUUUGAAAAAUCUUGUGGAUGCUCUGGAGGCCAAAGUUAAUAUCCGAUUGACUUUCAAUUUAUACACAGUGUUUAAGGUCAUGAGACGAAGAAGCCUAUUGAUUUUUCAGCGAUUUCCAAUAAUUACUGCCAGAGUUAUGGCCCUUGAUCACUUCAAAAAAUCUUGUGGAUGCUCUUGAGGCUCAAGUUAAUACCCGAUUGAGUUUAAAUUUAUACACAGUGUUUGAGGUCAUGAGACGAAGAUUCCUAUUGAUUUUCAACGAUUUCCGAUAAUUACUGCCAAAGUUAUGGCCCUUAAGUUAUCAUCCGAUUGACUUCAGAUUGAUACACAGAGUUUAAGAUCUUGAGACGAACAAGUAUAUUGAUUUUCAAUGAAUUUUUAUGACUUGAACAGUUAAAUCUAUGAUAUUAAAAGCUUUGCAUACAAAACGUUAGCAUGGGGCAGAACUUUAUAAAAACCAAACAAAUUCUAAUAGUUUUCUGAUAAUUACUUCGUGAGUUGUUGCUCUUAAUCAGAUUUCAGUGUAUUAUAAAUGUUUCAUUACCGAAAAAAGUAAAAAUAUGCGACAACCCUUGUUGACUGCCCGUACGAUUUAGUUGCUGUGGGCGUAUAUUUCGUUGCCUGGCAACCUAUCUUUUUUUUUAAUAAUGUAUUAAAUGUAUGUAAAGGUCGCAAAUUUAUAGAUACAUUAUGUAAGAUUUAGAUUAAGAGCUGGCCAUUCUUACUAUAAUAGUUCGAAAAUAGAUAAUGCAAAAUUAAUUUAUUGAAAAUUUCAUUCAAAUUGCUCCAUUGCGAGCGAAGAUAUUAGCUUUCGAAGGUUUGAAUAGAGGUGUGCAUUAAUUGCAACCCAUCACACUGGUUGUUCGAAGCUUAGCCUCGCUUCACCAUUUUUAGAUUAAAUCAAAUGGCUGACCCGUUCUAAUCUACCUAAUAUCGGAGAUAUUCGAUGACAUCGAGAGUUGAUUAUAGUCUGAUCAUGUUAAUUAAAGUAGAAUUAAUAGUUUACAUAACAUUUCAGACAAUAAGAAAGACCCGCAAUUGGCAGAUUUAGCUCUUGCAUAAUGUAUGUUUAAAAGCAUGUAGGUAAACCUAGUAGUAAUAUAUUUAUUAUUUUUCUGAAAAUAUUAUAAGGGUACUUGUCUUUUUUUAAAAAAAACUUUGUCAGUAAAUUAUAAAGUGUUUGUAUCGGUGAUAUUGUAUGGACUAUUGUCGUACUAUAACUUGUCAUUCAAAUCUCAUGAAGAUUACUAUUUUGUGUAGUAUGGACGCUAUCUUUGUACAAAUACAUGAAUAUUCAUGUGGUUGUAUAUUGUUAGUUUUAUUAUGGCCUCAAUAACGAAACAAAUCUAUAUAUUUUAUAGAAUGCACCUGCUUUGUAUUUUCAAGGUAGUUUGACAUAUAACACUGGAGUAAAAAUUGACACUAUUUGAGUGAUCUAGCUCAGAAAUAUGUCAAUAUCUUGACAUUGUGAUGUACAGAUCUCUAGGAGUCUAAACUAAGUCACAACAUUGCUUUCUAAGGCAAGACUUACUUGCGAGGUGUGGUUUGUCAAAACUGAAUAACCCUCGGCUGUAAGUAAAAUGUAGAGGUCUUUAGAAGUCUUAACUAAGUCACAACAUAUUUUUUUAGGCAUGAUUUAAUUGUGUGAUGUUUUUUGUCAAAACUUAAUAACCCUCUGCUCUAAGUAAAAUGUAGAGGUCUCUAGGAGUCUAAACUAAGUCACAACAUGCUUUUUAAGGCAUGAUUUACGUGUGAUGUUGUUUGUCAAAACUGAAUAACCCUCUGCUUCAGUUAAUAAAAUGUCAGCAAUAAAUUAUUGACUUAGUGUAUGUGUAUACAUUUCCAACAUGCAUAAUGCUUUACUCAUUUCAGAUGAUAGUUUGACAAUAAGUACUAUAUAUAUAUACCAGAUCAGGUUUAAAUGUACAAGUUGGUUUUUAUAGUACCCUAGGGUACAAAUUUCUACAAAUAAUGAUGUUAUGUACAGUGAAAAUAUAGUUAUUAGAUCCACCAUAUUCUGGAUAAAUGUGAAGGAAUAAAUAAAUCACAUGAAUUGAUAGAAACUUCAACAUAUAGUAUAAUGUAUCUUAUACAUGUGAGAGUUGUAUGAAAUGGGUAAAUGAUUGCUAUAAAGGAUAGAACAAUACUAACAAUUUGUUAUUUAGUAUUAGUACAACAGAUUUAUCAUUGUUUUUAGGGGAUUGAAGACUGUUUGUUUUACUUAUAUCUGUAACAUGUUACAGUAAUCAACGUGUUCAUGUAUAUAAUAUAUCAUUAAUACAAACAAAUUGGUUAUAUUAAUUAUUGUGAUGUAAGUAGUUACCAUAUUACUUUCAGAAUAAAGUUUUUCUUCAAAAAUAAAA